AUGGCUACCCCAUCAACGAAUGAAGUGCUUUUCGUUGUCAUCGUCGUUAUUCUUUUCUUCUUUUUGCUCGGUGGCUGUGUCUAUUGUAUUUACAAGGCUACUGGUCCUCGCAAGAAACAGAUGACUAUUGAACAACAACAACAGCUUCAGCAACAACAGUACUAUCAGCACAUCACCGCCACACAGCUUGAAUCAUUGAGACCUCCCGAAUUGGCAAAGCAGCUCAACAGCGAUAAGCGACGAUCGAUCCUUGAUAAGUUUAUGGCACAGCCCACUGUCAAUCGCCCCAGUUCCAUGCGUGAGCCCUCUUUCUUACCAAUGCAUCAAAGCAUAGCUGCACGCGAUGCCCAAAUCGCAGCUAUGGUAUCCAACCAACCGCCACCUCCUGCCUAUGGCGAUUAUCGAUCCUCGGUACGAGUUGAUGUUCAGCAUGCUGUUCGUGCACCAGACGAGAAACAUUAG
Lichtheimia ornata is the source of this 462-nucleotide messenger RNA. RefSeq lists its product as uncharacterized. The transcript has a single exon. The coding region runs from base 1 to 462 and encodes 153 amino acids. NCBI's taxonomy places the organism in Eukaryota, Fungi, Mucoromycota, Mucoromycetes, Mucorales, Lichtheimiaceae. The record is from RefSeq and is a predicted model, not a curated record.